Molecule: messenger RNA, 978 nt
Organism: Agelaius phoeniceus (red-winged blackbird)
Lineage: Eukaryota; Metazoa; Chordata; Aves; Passeriformes; Icteridae
Gene: POU1F1
Product: POU class 1 homeobox 1
Biological process (GO): regulation of transcription by RNA polymerase II
Molecular function (GO): RNA polymerase II cis-regulatory region sequence-specific DNA binding; DNA-binding transcription factor activity, RNA polymerase II-specific
Source: RefSeq, a predicted model, not a curated record
AUGAGCUGCCAAACAUUCGCUUCCUCAGACACCUUUGUGCCCUUGAAUUCUGACUCUUCUCCCUCUCUGCCUCUGAUAAUGCACCACAGCGCUGCAGAGUGCCUGCAGGUCUCCAACCACACCACCAGUGUUGUGUCUACAGUCCCAUCUGUUUUCUCUUUGCUCCCAACUCGUGCGUGUUCGUGCGUUGGCUUUGCUGCGACGACGCCGGGACACCCUUGGCCAGGCCUGCACUACUCCGUGCCCUCCUGUCACUAUGGGAAUCAACCCUCCACCUAUGGGGUGAUGGCAGGUGGCCUGACCCCCUGCCUGUACAAGUUCCCGGAGCACGCUCUGGGUGCCAGCUCCUGUGCCCUGGGCCACGGCUUCACUGCCCUGCCCCAGCCCCUGCUCACGGACGAGCCCGCAGCCCCGGAGUUCAAGCAGGAGUUCCGCAGGAAGAGCAAGCCCGCGGAGGAGCCCGUGGACAUGGACUCCCCGGAAAUCAGGGAGCUGGAGAAAUUCGCCAACGAGUUCAAGCUGCGGAGAAUCAAGCUGGGUUAUACACAAACCAACGUCGGAGAAGCCCUGGCUGCUGUGCAUGGCUCCGAGUUCAGCCAGACGACGAUUUGCCGCUUUGAGAACUUGCAGCUGAGCUUCAAGAACGCGUGCAAGCUGAAAUCCAUCCUGUCCAAGUGGCUGGAGGAAGCAGAACAAGUGGGAGCUUUGUACAAUGAAAAAGUUGGGGUGAAUGAACGGAAGAGGAAGCGCAGAACCACCAUAAGCAUCGCUGCCAAGGAAGCCCUGGAGAGGCACUUUGGAGAACAAAGUAAGCCAUCUUCUCAGGAAAUCAUGAGGAUGGCUGAGGGGCUCAAUCUUGAGAAGGAAGUCGUGAGAGUUUGGUUUUGCAACAGAAGACAAAGGGAAAAAAGAGUGAAGACCAGUUUACACCAGAAUGCCUUCAGUUCUAUCAUCAAGGAGCACCACGAAUGCCGGUGA